AUGUCGUCCCCUAAGCCCACGGGCCCCGAAAUUCACAACGCCGUCAACCUGUUAAUUGACAAUUUGGUCAACAUCAAAGACGAGACAGGAAGAUUCCUGUUGCCACUUGCUGAUGGGCGCAUUAUUGAUACCAAGUCAUGGCAGGGUUGGGAGUGGACACACGGAAUUGGACUGUACGGCGUGUGGAAGUACUACGAACUGACGGGCGACGAGAGAUUGUUGCGCAUCAUCGAAGACUGGUUUGCUGCACGGUUUGCGGAAGGUGGCACCACCAAGAAUAUCAACACAAUGGCCGCCUUUUUGACUCUCGCUUACGUUUAUGAGAAGACCGGCAAUGUCACCUACCUGCCGUGGCUCGAUGCAUGGGCUGAGUGGGCGAUGCACGAACUCCCCCGCACCCGCUACGGUGGCAUGCAGCAUAUGACUUAUCUCACAGAGAAUUACCAGCAGCUCUGGGAUGAUACUUUGAUGAUGACUGUUAUGCCACUUGCGAAGAUCGGAAAACUUCUGAACCGACCCCAAUAUAUCGAAGAGGCGAAAAAGCAAUUCCUCACUCACAUCAAAUAUCUUUUCGAUACAAAGACUGGCCUCUGGUUCCACGGCUGGACAUUUGAGGAUGGCGGACACAACUUUGCAGAUGCGCGCUGGGCCCGUGGCAACAGCUGGGUCACAAUCGUCAUUCCCGAGGUCAUCGAGUUGCUCGACCUCCAGCCAAAUGAUCCUACCCGUCUUCACCUGAUAGAUACCCUUGAGGCACAGUGCGAGGCCCUUCAGCGUCUUCAGUCAUCAUCCGGCGCGUGGCACACUCUCCUUGAUCACCCCGACUCGUACUUGGAAUCCUCUGCGACUGCUGGAUUUGCCUACGGUAUCCUCAAGGCCGUUCGGAAACGCUACAUCGGUGCCCAGUACCGCCCCGUUGCUGAAAAAGCUAUUGCUGCGGUGAUGGGAUAUGUGGAUGAAAAAGGAGAAUUGCAGAAUACCAGCUUUGGCACUGGGAUGGGUGAUUGUCUUGACUUCUACAAGAAGAUUCCAUUGACCUCAAUGCCUUAUGGCCAGGCUAUGGCUAUUAUGGCUUUGGGUGAAGCCUUGCGUGCUCUGUUGUGA
Messenger RNA from Penicillium samsonianum, 1104 nucleotides. Its product is annotated as glycoside hydrolase family 88/105 protein. The transcript has a single exon. The record is from RefSeq and is a predicted model, not a curated record. Gene Ontology annotation, biological process: carbohydrate metabolic process. The coding region runs from base 1 to 1104 and encodes 367 amino acids. Lineage: Eukaryota; Fungi; Ascomycota; Eurotiomycetes; Eurotiales; Aspergillaceae.